Triticum dicoccoides is the source of this 2146-nucleotide messenger RNA. Its product is annotated as BURP domain-containing protein 9-like. The coding region runs from base 93 to 1826 and encodes 577 amino acids. Lineage: Eukaryota; Viridiplantae; Streptophyta; Magnoliopsida; Poales; Poaceae. The record is from RefSeq and is a predicted model, not a curated record. The transcript has 5 exons.
UGAGCCUAUAAAUAUGACAUGCAUUGGUUGAUCAUCAUCCAUCAUCAAGCAACAACACAGUGCAGUAGACACAAGGGAUCGACGGUAGCAGUAUGAGUGUCAUGUUGUCUCUCCUCUCCUGGUUCCUCCUGGCCAUGGCUGCUGGAGGAGGCUUGCACGCAAAUUCAGCCGCCGCCGAAGUGACGAUAGCCUCAAACUCGGCAGCGGUUACCGCGUACUGGCACACAAUGCUUCCCAACACUCUCAUGCCAUCAGCCAUCCUCGAGCUCCUAGCCCCACCUGCGGCUGGCCAGAAGUGCAAUGGUAAUUGGGGCUCAUCCACAGGAAACGACGUCCAGAAUAGCAAAUGUGUAUGGGGACCGUCCACAACAAAUGACGUCGAGAAGAUCAACAAUGGUAAUUGGGGCCCAUCCACCAAAGCUGAAGACAAGAAGAGUAAUGGUGUAUGGGACCCGUCCACAACAAACGACGUCAUGAAGAACAAUGGUAAUUGGGGCCCGUCCACAACAAACGACGUCGAGAAGAACAAUGGUAAUUGGGGCCCAUCCAUCAAAGCUGAAGACGAGAAGAGUAAUGGUGUAUGGGACCCAUCCACAACAAACGACAUCAUGAAGAACAAUGGUAAUUGGGGGCCAUCCAUAACAAACGACAUCGAGAAGAACAAUGGUAAUUGGGGCUCAUCCACAAGAAACGACAUCCAGAAGAGCAAAGGUGUAUGGAGCCCGUCCACAACAAAUGAUGUCGAGAAGAUCAACAAUGGUAAUUGGGGCCCAUCCACCAAAGCUGAAGACGAGAUGAGCAAUGGUGUAUGGGACCCGUCCACAACAAACGACGUCCUGAAGAACAAUGGUAAUUGGGGCCCAUCCAACCAAGCUGAAGACCAGAAAAACAAUGGUAAUUCAGGCUCAUCCACAACAAACGAUAUCCAGAAGAGAAGUCGUAAAUGGGGCCCAUCCACCAAAGCUGAUGACCAGAACCACAAUGGUAACUGGGCCUGGGGCUCAUCCACAAAAGCUGAGGACGACAACCACAAUGGUAACUGGGCCUGGGGCUCAUUGGACAUCCAGAAGAGCCAUGCAGGAGGAUCCCACAUUGGCCAACACAACCACAAACAUGGAACCAUGUCGAACAUGGUGUUCUUAGAAGAGGCCCUCAAACCAGGAUCAACUAUCCCUUGUUACAUCCAACCAUCGGCCACCUUAGGAGCUCCUUUAUUACGGCGUGAUGUUGCCGACUCUAUCCCUAUGUCCACGGGGAACUUCAUCAAAAUUCUGACAAUGUUUGCACCAGCGUCCAACGACAUGGCUACCAAAAUAUGGUCGACGCUGGAUGAUUGCGAGCACCCGCGCGCUAUCAAGGGUGAGACGAAGGCAUGUGUCAGCUCUGUGGAGUCAAUGGUGGAGUUUGCUGCAUCCGUGCUCGGGGUUAGUACCUACAACCUCGCAGCCUUCUCCUCACCGCACGUGCCCGUGGAUGGCGUCAUGACAGGGAGGGGGUACAAAGUGGCGGCUGUAACGAGGGUCAGAGAGGCGGGGGACACCAUGACUUGCCAUCGCGGGAGUUUCCCGUUCGCUAUGUUCAUGUGCCACGCGGUGAAUCCCACCAGAGUGUACUCGGUGACGCUGGAGGGGGAGGACAUUGAUGCUGACGGCGCGGGGCAGAGGAUGGAGGUACUUGCCGUGUGCCACCUGGACACGUCAGACUUCCACCCAGCUAAGAUGCCGUUGCACGUCAAGCCUGGAGAUGCUCCACUCUGCCACUUCAUCUCCAGGGACAGCAUUCUCUGGGCGCCUGCUACGCCCGCUUCUGCUCACGCUGCUGCUUAGCUACAUGUGUAGCUACAUAAAUAAGAACAGUGUGUGCCUAUGUAAGGCGUAUGCAUGCAUGUCCAGAGCAGUCAUGCAUGCCUCCUGCGUGUGGCUACGUACCUACACGUAUGUGGUCUGAAUAAUUAUUUGUGUAGAGUGCUUGAUGUGGUGUAUGGUCGUGUGAGCGAGUAUCUUACAUAUAUAUAGUGUGUACCGAUGUAUAGGUGUUUGCAUGUAUGUCCACCGCAUCCUUGCAUGCCUCUCUGGCUUUUGUCUGCGUACUUGCACGUGCGAUAUGUGGUCUUAGUUAUUUGUGUAAUAUGCUUGAUGUUGAUGUA